GCCGAGAAGGACUUUGUAGAGAUUCUUCAAUGCAUUUCUACCAAAGCAAAACCUGAAUCACCUCCAUACCAGCAUAACAUUGAAGAUUCAGAACAUCCAAAAUCUCCAGGCUUUGACUCGUCCACUAGUAAUUCAUCAGAUGUUACAUCUGGACAUCAAACCAAUGCUCCUUUAACACAGUGCCUCUCUACAGACAUUUUGUCAGACUCUUUUUCCCCUGAGGAACUAGCGGGUGAAGAGGAGCAGAGAACACUAUUGGGGGAAACGCAGCCUCCCACUGAGUCCUCCACAGAAGGAGGUAGUGAGGCAGAGCUUAGUCAGCGGGAUGCAUGUCGUCUGAAGUGCCUCAGGAGUUUCCAGCAGAUUCUGAGGGAGAAGAGAGAAUCCAGAAAACAACUCAGCCUAGUGUCCAUGUCAACAUUUUCUGAAGAUGAUUUAAACCCAGAUGGAAGCCAAGAUGAAGACCAGAAUAACAAUGGAGACCAUAACAAGCAUACAUGGGCCAAAUCUGGGGGCACUGGAAUAUUUGGCAUUGAUAGCAUGCCUGACCUUAGGAAGAAGAAGCCUAUCCCCUUGGUUAGCGAAGUGUCUCUGGUGCAGUCCAGGAAAGCUGGGAUCUCACAUGCAUUAGCUGCACGCUCUUCACUAAAGGAUGAAGAACUGAAAAAUCAUGUGUACAAGAAGACCCUCCAGGCACUCGUUUACCCUAUUUCUUGCACGACGCCCCAUAACUUUGAAGUGUGGACGGCCACGACACCCACCUACUGCUAUGAGUGUGAGGGUCUGUUGUGGGGUAUUGCGAGGCAGGGCAUGCGCUGCUCAGAAUGUGGAGUCAAAUGCCACGAAAAAUGCCAAGAGCUUCUCAACGCAGACUGUUUGCAGAGAGCUGCAGAGAAAAGCUCCAAAACGGGAGCAGAGGACAGAACCCUGCAUAUCAUAUCAGCCAUGAAGGAACGCAUGAAGAUCCGAGAGAGGAACAGGCCUGAAAUCUUUGAGGUCAUAAGACUUGUGUUCAAUGUGACUAAACUGAACCACGCUCAGCAGAUGAAGGCCAUCAAACAGACUGUGCUUGACGGAACAUCAAAGUGGUCUGCCAAAAUCUCCAUCACAGUGGUGAGCGCUCAGGGCCUGCAGGCUAAAGACAGAACUGGUUCCAGUGAUCCGUAUGUGACGGUUCAGGUUGGCAAGACUAAGAAGAGAACCAAAACUAUCUAUGGUAACCUUAACCCUGUGUGGGAGGAGACGUUCAACUUUGAGUGCCAUAAUUCAUCUGACCGCAUUAAACUGCGUGUGUGGGAUGAAGAUGAUGAUAUAAAGUCUCGGGUGAAGCAGCGUCUAAAGAGGGAAUCUGAUGACUUUUUGGGUCAGAGCAUCAUCGAGGUCCGGACUCUCAGUGGAGAAAUGGAUGUUUGGUACAACCUCGAAAAACGCACUGACAAGUCAGCGGUUUCGGGAGCCAUCAGGCUGCAGAUAAGUGUGGAAAUUAAAGGGGAAGAGAAAGUGGCCCCUUAUCACGUUCAGUACACCUGUCUGCACGAGAAUUUCUUUCACUAUGUGACGGAGAUUGAAGGGCAGGGUGUGGUGAAGUUGCCCGCUGCACGUGGAGAUGAUGCCUGGAAAGUCUAUUUCGAUGAGAUUUAUCAAGACAUUGUGGAUGAGUUUGCCAUGCGCUAUGGAAUAGAAUUCAUCUAUCAGGCUAUGACGCAUUUUGCAUGUCUGUCCUUUAAAUACAUGCUGUCUGGUGUCCCUGCUGUAAUGAGCACACUCCUGGCCAACAUCAAUGCAUUCUACGCUCAUCCCACCUCAGUCACCAACGUCUCCGCCUGCGACCGCUUCACUGCUUCCAACUUUGGGAAAGAUCGCUUUGUUAGACUGCUGGAUCAGCUCCAUAACUCUCUCCGCAUUGACUUGUCAACAUACAGAAAUAAUUUCCCAGCCAGCAGUAAACCACGUCUGGCAGAUCUCAAAUCCACAGUGGAUUUAUUGACUAGCAUUGCUUUCUUCAGACUGAAGGUUUUGGAACUGCAGUCUCCUCCUCGUGCGGCCCAUGUGGUCCGGGACUGUGUGAAAGCAUGUCUCAACUCUACCUAUGAGUACAUUUUUAACAACUGCCAAGAGCUCUACAGCAGACAGUUCCAGCCGGACGAAAAUGUUGCUGUGGAGGAACCAGGACCAAGCAUACAGAAUUUGGACUUCUGGCCCAAACUCAUCACCUUAAUAGUGUCCAUCAUAGAGGAAGAUAAGAAUGCCUACAACCCCAUUAUCAAUCAGUUUCCUCAGGAGCUGAAUGUGGGGAUGGUCAGUGCGGAAGUCAUGUGGACACUCUUCGCACAGGACAUGAAGUAUGCUUUGGAAGAGCAUGAGAAGCUCCGGCUGUGUAAAAGUGCCGACUACAUGAAUCUGCAUUUCAAAGUCAAAUGGCUCUACAACGAAUACGUCCAUGACCUGCCCGCCUUCUCCAACACCGUCCCCGAGUACCCAUCGUGGUUUCUGCCAUUUGUUCUCCAAUGGCUGACUGAGAAUGAGGAAGUGUCGAUGGAGUUUAUGCAUGGAGCCCUUGAGAGAGAUAAAAGAGAGGGGUUCCAGCAGACGUCUGAGCACGCUCUGUUCUCCUGCUCAGUCGUGGACAUCUUCACUCAGCUCAACCAAAGCUUUGAGAUCAUCAAGAAACUAGACUGUCCUGAUCCUGCAGUGGUCGCCCAGUACAACCGACGCUUUGCCAAGACUAUCACCAAGGUGCUCCUGCAGUAUUGUGCUAUUCUAACCAAGAGCUUCUCCACCUACUGUGAGAAAGAAAAGACGCCCUGUGUGCUGAUGAAUAAUGUUCAGCAGAUGCGCGUGAUGUUGGAGAAGAUGUUCGAAUCUAUGGGAGCCAAACAGCUCGACACUGAGGCUGCUGAUAUCCUCAAUGACCUGCAGGGAAAGCUUAAUUCUGUUCUGGAUAAUCUGAGUGGCAUGUUUGUCAAGAGUUUCCUGGGCCGUAUAAAUGUGUGUCUGCGUCAGAUGGCAGAGAUCCUGUAUCAGAUUAAAGGGCCUCUGAAUCAGAACACUCGUAACACAGCAGAAGCCGACGCUGACAGCGCACUGCGGCCGCUGAUGGAGUUCCUCGACACAAACCUCAGCAUCUUUGCAGACAUAUGUGACAAGACUGUGUUGAAGCGAGUGCUGAAGGACCUCUGGAGGAACGUGCUGAUCUGUAUGGAGAAAACCAUUGUGUUGCCUCAGAGCAGCGACAGUAUAGGAGCUCAGCUGCUUACUGCUGCUAAGGAGCUGUCUAAACUAAAGGGAGGGGCGGAGCCAAAGAGCCUGUCCCCAAGGCAGUGCGUGAUCAUGGAGGUGGCGUUGGACUCAGUCAAGAUGUUCUUUCAUGCUGGUGGAAACGGUUUAAAGAAAGUGUAUCUGGAGAAGAGCCCCGAGCUGUCGUCACUGCGCUACGCUCUCUCUCUCUAUACACAGACCACAGAUGCUCUUAUCAAGACAUUUGUGACAACACAACAUGCUCAGGUUCAAAACGGUAUGGGCAUCAGGAUCACCCCCAAGGAGAACGUUCGACCUGACAGAGGCUCUGGAGUUGAGCGGCCGAUAGGAGAGGGAGUGAUUCAGCUGGAUUUGUCGCCCCCAGCUGGAAACACAGAGCAGAAACUCAGCGUCAGAGUGAUUGCAGUAAAUGACAUGAAAUGGCAGACCUCGGGGAUGUUUCGUCCAUUUGUGGAGGUUAACCUAGUCGGCCCAAUGCUCACAGAGAAGAAACGGAAAUUCACAACUAAAUCAAAAAACAAUAGCUGGAGCGCAAAGUACAACGAGGCCUUUCAAUUUGUGUUGGGUAAAGGCGUGAGUCUGGACUGCUAUGAGAUUCAAAUAACUGUGAAGGAUUACUGUUUUGGCCGGGCGGACCGGGUUGUCGGGAUCGCUGUCCUGCAGCUGCGUGACGUAGCAGACCGGAAAAGCUGCGUGUGCUGGUGUCCACUGGGCCCACGCAUCAACAUAGAUGAAACCGGGACCACCGCACUACGAAUCCUCUCUCAACGCUCAGCAGAUGAGGUUGCCAAAGAGUUUGUCAAACUAAAAUCUGAGACCAGACCUGUUGAAGAGGGCAGGUGAAGGCCUGAAGAUCUCUUUUAUUGAUCAAUAUGAUGAAGGUGGACUCAUAGAAACAAAAGAGAUGUUGAUAAUGCGAGACAAAAGGAAGAGACUUCUUGACUGUAUCUGACAAGCAACAUGCGUUCAGAAACUGAACACACAGGGACCCACACUGUUGCUGAAAGCGUGUUUGUUUAUUCAUAGCCUAAAGAGUCACGUAACCGCUUGACUCUUCAUGAUGGACAACUGCUCAUUGAGAUGAGUGUUUGCACUGAGAACAGCGUUCCCAAGGUCAUGGAAAAAUCUGGAAAUAUCAGGGAAUUUCAAUCAAGCCAUGGAAAGGUCAUGGAAAUUAACAAAACCUCUAGAGGUGAAUGAUAAAUUGUUUAAAGAUUGAAAUCUCAAUUCCAACCCUCAUGCAGUCUGGGUGUUGACAACUCUGUUAAACUUUUAGUAGGCAAGCUAUCUAAUCAAUUACGUUUUACACAAAUGAUCUAAUUCAGACCCAUUCACACCAAGGAUGAUAACAAUAAUGGUAACAACAAAGAAAAAAUGUGGUUCUAAAAUCCAUGGUUAUGAUUAUUAAAUCACCAGAAUCACUUUUAGAAUUUGUUUUAAGCUAUUGAACAAUAAUAGCAUUGACAGCCAAUCAAAAUCCAUCCUGAUUUAAACGGCACAAGCAUUUAUCCUGAAGCAGAAGGCUAAAGCGCAAUAUGCUUAUGAUGAACAGAAUAAUGUUGUGCUUUAAUGUAGAUGCUACUGUAAUACAGUUUCUUCA
Molecule: messenger RNA, 4858 nt
Organism: Danio aesculapii
Lineage: Eukaryota; Metazoa; Chordata; Actinopteri; Cypriniformes; Danionidae
Product: protein unc-13 homolog B-like
Exons: 32
Coding region: 412-4101 (1229 amino acids)
Biological process (GO): synaptic vesicle priming; synaptic vesicle maturation; synaptic transmission, glutamatergic
Cellular component (GO): plasma membrane; neuromuscular junction; presynaptic membrane
Molecular function (GO): diacylglycerol binding; phospholipid binding; calmodulin binding
Source: RefSeq, a predicted model, not a curated record